Molecule: messenger RNA, 2641 nt
Organism: Tuber aestivum (summer truffle)
Lineage: Eukaryota; Fungi; Ascomycota; Pezizomycetes; Pezizales; Tuberaceae
Source: the annotation of a GenBank genome assembly
AUGGCGGAAAAGUCAUCGGUUGGGGAAGCAACGGCAUCGUGUGAUGAUGUUGAAGAUUGCUACAGAGGACAGAGGGUCUCGGGGGCGAGCGGAGACGACAUCACACUUGAGAACACGUUUGAAAUGUCACAGUACUCCCAGACAGGCUCGCUAUCGUCAUGCACUCCGUUGUCGAAAGACCAACGGUACAUCCGGACCGUUGCUCAUGUAGACUUUACCAGGGCAUUGCUAGCACAGAAGCCGAGUCCUUGGACAAAGCCCAUGCUCAGGCUGUAUUGCUAUCUGUUUGUAGCAUUCUUGAAUUCUUGUAUUAAUGGGUAUGAUGGAUCGAUCAUGGGGGGAAUCAAUGCUAUGUCGACAUAUCAAAGGUUUGUCUUCCUUUGCUAUUAUAUUGCUAGUAUGCCCUAUUAGGAUUACUAAUUAUUUCUAGAUAUUUUAACAUGAAAACGACUGGAUCAUCAACCGGCAUUGUCUUCGCGAUGUACUCCAUCGGGCAUUUUUCGGGGUGCUUCAUUUGCGGACCGUUGACGGAUAGCUGGGGCAGGCGUUGGGGAAUGUUUAGUGGGGCGCUCACGGUGAUCAUUGGAACUUGCGUGCAGGCACUCUCAACGACACACGCCUGGUUUAUGGGUGGAAGGUUUAUCCUGGGGCUUGGUGCCGCCAUCCUGACCACUGCGGGGCCGGUAUAUGUUGCUGAAAUGGCACAUCCCGCUUGGAGAGGAACGCUCACUGGGUUAUAUAACUCCUUCUAUUGUGUUGGUGGGGUAAGCUAUGCCUGUCAGCUGUGUCUUCUGGCUUUCACAAUUCUGACGUUGGGUAAUUAGAUUGCAGCAACAUGGACGAUGUACCGAACCCAGAACUGGACCUCCGAUCUCUCCUGGAGGCUCCCUAUCUGGCUACAAGCUGUGGCGUCGGGCACGGUGUUGCUGCUGUGCCUUUGGUGUCCUGAAACCCCCCGUUGGGUAAGCCUUGACUGCCACAUGGUGUCCUCUCUACGUAGACUAACUAGCCGUCACAGCUGAUAUCAAAUGACCGCAAUGAGGAAGCAAUUCGGGUCCUAACAACCUACCAUGGCGAUGGAAACCGCAAGUCUCCCUUCGUCCUUCUCUCGUACAAAGAAAUGUUGGAAGAGAUAGUUCUCUCUGGCUCCGACAAGCGUUGGUGGGACUACUCCGAACUCUUCAAUUCCACAAGCGCAAGAUGGCGUAUGGUGUGCGUUGCAGGAAUGGCGUUCUUCGGUCAAGUAUGUUUACCUAUUUCCCUCAUUUCCUCCCAACAACAUGGUAUCAAAAAACCUAACGGGACUAUAGUGGUCCGGAAAUGGCGCAGUAACCCACUUCCUCCCAGUCCUCCUCGACAACGUCGGUAUAAGAGCAGAGGCAACCCAGCUCUUGCACAACGCAAUCUUGACCGCCAUCUCCUUUGGCGCAGCAAUCGUCGGAUGCCUCCUUGUAGACCGUGUGGGCCGUCGGGUAGUCCUAAUGAUAGGCACAGGCCUUUUCGUCGUCUGGUGGACCAUAAUCACGAUCUUAGCGUCCUACUACGGGAAGGAAUCCAACACCAAUACUGCCGGAAGCACGGCUACUAUCGCUUUUAUAUACCUCUUUGGAAUCACCUACUCGGUCUCAUAUACGCCUCUGCAAGCACUGUAUCCAGUCGAGUGUCUGAAGUACGAGACAAGAGCUAAGGGGAUGGGGGUGUUCGCUUUUUUCACCAAUAUCGCCACGCUAUUCAAUUCUUAUGGGAUUUCGGUCAUCAUUGAGAGGAUUAAUUGGGGCUUUUGCUUUCUUUAUAUUGCUUGGGACAUUUUUGAGUUGAUUAUUAUCUAUCUUUAGUAUGUUCCCUUCUUCCUUUCCACUUCCUUUCUUCCCUCUUUCCCGAUAGCCCGCUGACCAACUGAUGUCGUGCAUAGCUUCGUCGAGACUCGUUCAAGAACCCUCGAAGAGAUAAACGAGAUUUUCAAGCACCCUAUGCCGCGAAACAAGUCUUUACAGAAACACGUCAUUCUUGUGACUCAGAAUGGGGUAUUGUACCAGGGACCAGAAUGGGAUCAGCAGAACCUCGAGUCCCCACCACCAUCAGGGCAGAAGUUUUGAAAGUGUUUUGCGGCGGAAACAAAUUCAUGUCUCCCCCCCCUUAUCCUUAUCCUUAUCAUUACUUGUUAUAAUGAGCGGGCGGCGCGGCGUGCCAGGCGUUUGUUUGUGUGCUUUGUAUGUAUUUUUAUCAUCGUGUCCUUUCUUUUCCCCGUUCUUCCGGCGCGUAUGGGGUGAUUUUUUAUUAUUGAUGGCGUUACAAAAGCCCUAAUACUAUUAACUGCAUAUGCUGUACCUUUUCAUUUAUUCAUUCUUUUUCAGACUCGUGUAUCCGUGAUGGUGUGUCCGGAGCAUCGUAUCAAUAAUACCGUUACCAUAGCUUGUACAAGUAAUACUAGGUUCAGCAUUUCGUCCAAACUCCUGCAAUGGGCCCCAUGUGAUUAACAGAGCGAUAGUCAAGCGCGCUAUACCGAAUACCGGUAGUUGUGCCCCGAUUUUCAAACCCCUUCAUGGUUGACAAUCGGCGGAUGUUAAUUAGCCUGAUAUCAGCAUCAGGUGAACUUUGUAUACUUGGAAUCGAACCACUUUUUGCGCGUGUGUGUGUGUGU